UCGCUUCUCCCGGAGGCGAAGUGGGCCGCUGCUGUGGUGCUGCCCAAAGGGCGCGGCGCUCUGCCCGCCUCGGCCCCUCUCAGGCCACUCCCGGCAGCCGGCGCGGCCCCAGGUGUGUGUGAGCAGCUGGGAGCCCAGCUUGCCGCACCACAACACCGCGUGGGGGCUGCUCGCCAAGGAGUUCGUCUCUUGUAAUGCCCCUGGUGAGGGUAGCUCACCUUGCUUUCCUCGUCGGGGGCCCUCAGAUCACGUCCUCCAUCUUUCAGGAGUUCCUCAGGGCUGCUGGAAGGUCUGGUCCUCGGCUGUGUCCUCAGCACGGUGGCCCCCACAAGGUGAUGGCUGCCUCCCUUGAAUGCACAAACUUUGAGGAGGAGCAACUUCCUGACAAGAGGGAAACUAUGAACUGGAAGCCCAGAAAAGUUAAGCCUAUAAUACUAGGGCAAACCAAAGCAGAUGAAUGUUUGCGGAAGAAUGUUUCACGUGUUCUUGACAGUGACUCUGAAGAAAGUGAAUUCUCUGAUAUCUUUCCCUAUGAAGAUGAUGUCAGUCGAUCUCCUGUUGGCUAUCGCUAUGUACAGCCUGACCUAGAAGACCUGGAUGGUGAAAUCUCGAAUAUGCUUGAGAAUGUUACUUCUCCUGAGCAGCAAACUGCUUUGGUGUAUGAGGUGGAGGACUGGGAUAAAGAAUUGGAGGACUCUGAAAGUAAUCCUUAUGAUGCUGGUGAUCUCUACUGCGGAAGCUUUCAGGAAAAUAAUCUUUUGGUCUCAUACUCCUUGCAAGAGGAAUCAUUGUACAACCCAUGUUGUCACCAUGCGGCUAGUCUUGCUUUUACACUGCCAGUUAGAGUGACUGAGAUUGGCCAGUUUGAUGAUGCUGAUGAAUGAGAUCAGAACUAAGUACGGCUUCUGAGUUGGAUUGUGUUCUUCACCAAGUUGUGUCAAGCCAUUUGGCUUGCUUGCAGAGUUCUGCUUAAGGCCCGAAAUGCCACACCAUCUCUGAAGUUUAUCUUAGACUGUUUCUGAGGUGUUUAUUAAGCGACCACACCUGACCCCGGGGACCCAGAGUGCAGGUGCUAGCUGCACGCAGUCAGUGCGUUUCUGGACUACUUUCAGUUUGUAUUAUAUAGAUCUAGGUUGUUGCUAAUUAAUUGUUUGGGAGGAAGUAUUUAAUUUCUAAACUUCAGCUUGGUUGCCAAGCUUUGCCAGCUUUGAUGUGCUGAUACUUGUAUGUCUGGCCAUGUAACUUUUACUUUUCUUUCCUUUCCAUUUGAUGUUACCAAAUUGGUUCAGAUAGUUCUAAAAACUCUUCCUCCUUCCAACUUCUGUGUUGUAGCUUGUUACUCCAUGUCUAAUAUUCGUGUUUGACAAAAUCAGAUGUGGCAAAUGCAAAAUGAGUUGGUUUGGUUUUUUUUUUAAUGCAUUUCAAUACAAAGGAAUUUGCAAAAUAUAUGUCACAUUUAUAACACGUAUGCGGACAUAUAGUUGGGAUUUAUUUACCCAAUAGGAAUGCCGGGUGUUUGACUGUCUCCCAGCAAAGGUUUUUCCACAUGAGAUCUUCUUGCAUACAGGCAUAUUAUCUUCCAGUCUCACAGCUGUCUUUAUAACAUCCUCACGUUACGUCAGAUAUGUAAUGACAAAGAAAAUAUCUAUGGUUAUAUAAUCUUGGUGUGUCCUGCAGACAGUAGUGAGGUAAGGCUCAUGAUAGAUGUGGAUAUUUUUGCUGUUAUUUGUGUUUUGAAGAAUGAGGAAAUGAGAACACAAAAUAACUCCAUAAUGUCUCUAAGAGAAUAGCUGGAAUGAGAACCAUAUCCUCCUUGCCUUUGCUUUGGAAUUAAAGGAAAUGAUCUCAAAUGAAA
This is a messenger RNA of Cygnus olor (mute swan), 1855 nucleotides long. It is a transcript of the gene COPRS, whose product is annotated as coordinator of PRMT5 and differentiation stimulator. NCBI's taxonomy places the organism in Eukaryota, Metazoa, Chordata, Aves, Anseriformes, Anatidae. The transcript is spliced from 4 exons. Gene Ontology annotation, cellular component: nucleus. The record is from RefSeq and is a predicted model, not a curated record. Gene Ontology annotation, molecular function: histone binding. Bases 195 to 884 code for a protein of 229 amino acids.